CUUGUCAAACUGAGUCACUGUGAUGGAGAUGAAAGCAGAGCGUACAAGGCCAAUGCUGUCAUUUUGAACCCUGUCACAUUUUAGAAGAUAAGAUGUCUGCUCUGACAAAUGUUCUCCUUGUGGGCUUCCUGCUGCACAGUGCCCAUUGUAAUGUCUUUAGUGUCACUCUGCCAGAACGAGUGGAGGCUGUGCGUGGAUCCUGUUUGAGAAUACCCUGCUCCUUUACAAUCAGGGAUGAGUAUAUUACAAACCUGAACAAUAAAUGUAGAUCAGAAUGGAGAGAUACCAGCUCUAAACAGACACCAGUAACAUUCACAAGACCAAGAACAGAAGACUUAACCCAGAAGAACUGCACCACAACAGUGUAUAACAUCACUGAGGACCAGGGGAAAGAAGUUUACUUCAGACUGGACUGUGCCAAUCCUCUAAAAUGGACAUUUAAAGAUAAAACAAUGAAUAUUAAAGUGAAUGAAGCUCCGCCCACCCCUACACUGACUCCGUCCUCUGUGAGUGUGAGUGAGGGGCAGUCAGUGAGUGUGCAGUGCUCUGUUCCUGUCCCGUGUCUGUCUCUCCCUCCCACUCUGACAUGGAGCCCUGUCCUGGGGGACAUUCAGGAGACUCUGCAGGAGCAACUGGACAAGACCUUUGUCAAAGUGUCCACUCUCACCUUCACUGCUUCUGACUAUAAGACAAAUCUAUCAUGCUCUGCAGUCUACAGCAGGGAAAAUGACACACAUGUGUUGUCUCCUAGUGCACAAAUCACUGUUGAUAUUACAUAUCAACCCAGAAACACCAGAGUGACAGUGAGUCCCUCUGGUCCUGUGACAGAACACAGUAAUAUGUCAGUGAGCUGCAGCAGUGAUGCCAACCCAGCUGUACAGCACUACCACUGGUAUAAAACUGAUGGAGGAACUCACAUUCUGAUCGGAAACUCACCUGUUUUAAACAUGAAAGCCUCCAGAGAUACUACUGCUAUUUUCUGUCAGGCUCAGAAUGAAGUUGGGACUGAGAACUCUACUGUAGCUGAGCUGAAUGUACUCUUCCCUCCACAGAUUGUGAGCUCUUCAAACUGCACUAUAGACUCAGUCAAGAUGAGGUGUGUGUGUGAGACUGAGGGGAACCCCAUUCCCCUGAUACAGUGGAGUUUCCCAGGACUCUCUCCAAACAUCUCCAUCAUCAGUGAGCCUCUGAGUGACAAAGCUAUAAGAAGCGUCCUCACUGUUAUUAACCCACAGUGGAGAGAUCCAGUCACUUUGGUUUGUCACAGCAGAAACUCUCUGGGAUCUGACAGACAAAGAUUUGAACAUGUGCUUAAAUCUCCUGAAAAGCAAAAGGGACAAGAAGAUGUGGUCACUCCAUUGUUAAUCGCGUCAACGUUCAUUCUGAUGGUGCUGGUGUUGGUGCUUUUCUGUGUGAUCAGAACCCUGAUUGUCCGGCAUAAUAAGCGCCAGUCUUCUCCAGAGACCACAGAGCAGUUGCCAGAGAACCAAGACAGUGGGGUUUACUCUGUGAACAGGAUGAAAAAAAGCAUCAAGAGGACGGAGCAAGAGGCCAGAAGUGAUGCAGAUCCCUCAGGCAGCUCCUACCUGAAAGAGCAGAGGAAUAUUGUGGGAGAAAACAGACAAAUCAUUAUCAACAAGGAAGCAGAAUGUGUAUAUGCUCAAGUUAAAUUUAAACCCAAAACACAUACUAACCAGUAGAGGACAAUAUAAUAAAGUAAAACAGGAAAAGUGCUUGUGGUCAAAUAAUAAAAUAAGGUUAUUUUGUACAAAAAACAUCUUGAUCACACAGAACCAUAUUGCUUAAAACUUUUAGAUGUACCUUAAUAAGUGAGAUCAGUGAGGAGUAGCUUUGUUAUUACAGUUAUAGAGCAAUUGUACUUCUUUAAAAGUGCACUAUGUAACUUUUCUGGUGGUGGGUAUGUUACCUGCUUGUUUCCAUGGAGAUAUUACAGCUUUGCCAGAAAUAUUUCAGUGUGGCAUAAAACUUGUCUGUCUUGCAUUUAUUUAAUUACAGUAGUUUUAUUACCCAAAAUUAUCUUGAAAAAUGUGCGUUCUUAUUGUGAGGGGCUUGCCUCACCGUAGAUUUGACCUGUAACUGGUGGCAACAUCUGCUUGUGUCUAUGCGGAGAAUCAGGUACUAUGGAACAUUCAGCAAAGUGACAUCUCCAAGCUGAUGAUGGACUCUCCACCAGAAAAGUCUCAUAGUAUAUCUUUUAAAUGACAUAAUAUGUUCAUUAAUGUUGCUAAUGUGCUGAAAUAUGCAGGUAUCAAAUGUUGACAAUAAUUAUAUUAUGUGUGUGUGUAAUGAUGACUCAGUGUUGCAGAUGUAUUGUAUAAUAAUCCAUAUAAUAAAUGCUUUAACAAUA
Messenger RNA from Boleophthalmus pectinirostris (great blue-spotted mudskipper), 2368 nucleotides. RefSeq names its product sialoadhesin-like. The record is from RefSeq and is a predicted model, not a curated record. Bases 93 to 1700 code for a protein of 535 amino acids. NCBI's taxonomy places the organism in Eukaryota, Metazoa, Chordata, Actinopteri, Gobiiformes, Gobiidae. The transcript is spliced from 8 exons.